Phycodurus eques (leafy seadragon) is the source of this 4761-nucleotide messenger RNA. It is a transcript of the gene rsf1a, whose product is annotated as remodeling and spacing factor 1a. The transcript has 19 exons. Gene Ontology annotation, biological process: regulation of DNA-templated transcription. Lineage: Eukaryota; Metazoa; Chordata; Actinopteri; Syngnathiformes; Syngnathidae. The record is from RefSeq and is a predicted model, not a curated record. Bases 407 to 4174 code for a protein of 1255 amino acids. Gene Ontology annotation, cellular component: RSF complex.
GUGCUUCCGGAAAAGCGGAUGAGUCUGCAAGGAGUCUCUUGUCGUUUUGGUUAAUUAAAGCAGCAGCAACAACAACAACAACAACAACCACAACAACAGCAACAAAAUGCUGGACUGGUGCUAUUGUUUUGUAUCGCGAUAAAUUCUUCGUACUCCCAACUUCUCACUUUGGACUCAAGUUAGAAUCCCUCACCAGAAGUACCAACAUAGAUUGCUGUGAAUGUAAAAGAAAUUGAAAGCAGCGAAGACCCUCGCGGUUUGAUUGUGAAAAGCUUCCUCGGAAGUGUUAGUGUCUCCAGCACGGCUAACUCGGCCGGCCAGUGUCCCCCAUUCAUUCCGUUUGCCUCGCAUCCCUCCCAGGCAGCCGCGGCCUGCCCUCCCCUCCCGCUUCAGUCCGUCUGGAAAGAUGGCUGCUCCGGCGCUGCUCAGGAGCUCCGAGCCGGCGUUGUGCCCGAGCUUCGCGGAGGUCUGCUCGUUCCUGGAGCGCUACGGGGCCGUCCUCGACUUGCCCGAGAUGACGUUCCCGCAGAUGGAGGGCUACCUGCGCGACAAGGCGUCAGUUCCUAAACCUCUCAUAGAACUCCACGUGAAGCUCCUCCGAAAGCUCGGCAAGACGGUGACGACGGAGCGCUGGGAAAAAUACUUGGCCAAGAUGUGCCAGGAGCUGAACAGCGCUUGGGCGUGGGAGCUGGAACAGAACGGCUACCGGGACAUGUCCAUGGAGUGCAAGUCCAGCAUCCUUAAAUAUCUGUGCGAGUGCCAGUUUGAUGACAACCUCAAGUUCAAAACGGUGAUCAACGACGAGGAGCCGGACAAGAUGCGACUGCAGCCCAUCGGGCGGGACAAGCAGGGCCUGAUGUACUGGCUGCAGCUGGACCAGGAGCAGAACAUCCGGCUGUACACGGAGGAGCAGGACGACCUCGACGGCUCCACCUGGAGGUGCAUCGUCAGAACCCGCAACGACCUGGCCGAAGCUCUGGAGCUCCUGAAGGCCCAAGUCUUUCCCGACCUGAACCGGGACCAAGAGCCGAAGCUGGCUGAAUCCGGGAGCAGCAGUCCCGCUGACAGAGAAGCAGUGGACGACGACGGCAAAGUCAACAACACCUCACAGGACGUCGCUGCCGACGUGAAAGUAGAAAAAGAGGAAAAACCCCAAAAGCAAGCCGCAAACGAGAAGCGGGAGGGGAAAGAGGAGACCAGCGAUCGAGCGCCUCUCUUCGACAACCACGUGAGCACCAUCACUUCCGUCAUCAAAUCCGAGUGCAGAGACGUGUCUGUGGUCGCCACGACGACGACCGCGGCGGCUGCCAAGCAGGAAGCGUACAAGGAAGAGGAGGCCGAGCGCGCCGUGGUCAGGAGCAGCCAGCAGGCUAAGAUACCGCUGAAGAAGAGAGAGCUCAAACUGGCCGAAAGCUACCAUGGCAACCACCUCAACAACAACAGCAGCAGCAUCAUCGUGUGCAACCCCUCCGUCAUACAGAGCAAGGACACCUCACUAGCGCCGCCCGGUGGCCAGACCCCAUCACAACAACAGCCGGAGCUGACGAACGGGAGAUCGUCGACGGUGUCGCGUCACGUGGGCGUCAUCCGUGGACCCACGUCCAGCGAAGAGAACGGCUGCAGAUUGGCGGAGGAAGAGAAGGACGCGCAGGGUUCUCACUCAAGUAUGGAAACGACUGUGGAGGUGGGACGCCUGUCGGUGCUGGUGAGGAACGAGCCCGUCGUCGUGGAGGCGCCACGCGUCGACCGGGGUCCGAAGACCAGUGGUGACAAAGAAGGCGAUGAAAGUGUCCUUCAGGGAGACGAAGCCGACUUGGGAACACGAGAACUUCACGCGCUUGAAGAAGGAAGCAAAGACGAACAACAGAAGGACUCGAGUACUUUAAAAAAAGCAGAGCAGACAAAAGAGGAGGAGAAACAAGAGGGAAAGGAGGAGAAGGAAGAGGAAGGCGUCAACGGCGGUCCAGCGGAUCAGUCGAACGAGAAGGGUGUCGGGGAGAAGCCGCGACCGCGACAGGAGGCCUCGUCGGAGCUCCAGAAGGAAGGGAUCCGCUUGAAGAUCAAGAUCCCGCCUCAUCGCAGGAACAAGCUGAAGGCCAGGGAGCAGCAGAAGGACGCCGCGGAGGGAGGGAGGUCCCUCAGGAGGUCGGCCAGGAUCUGCAGGCCAAGCUCCAAGGCGGCUGAGAGCCCGAAAAAAACGAAAGACCAGCGAAAGCAGACAAGGGAAGAAGAGGAGGAAGAUGAAGAUGAAGACGACGAAGAGCUGAGUGUCGCUGCCAAAAAAGACGGAAAAGCACGAGCUGUCGUCCAGAUGAAGAAGCGCAGGGGUAAGCGGAGACACCGGCGCCCCCGCUGGUCCAACAUCCGCACCAAGCGCCGCAAACCCAACGAAGAAGACGUGGAAGCGGCGGACAAAGCCGGAGGAGGCCAGGAGGCCAGCGACGGCGGAAGCCGCUCGGACGACUCGUGCCAGUCCGAGGACCUUCCCAAGGAGGACGCCUGCACUCGCUGCGGCCUCCCCAACCACCCGGAACUGAUCCUGUUGUGCGACUCGUGCGACAGCGGAUAUCACACGGCCUGUCUCCGACCGCCGCUCAUGCUCAUCCCGGACGGCGAGUGGUUCUGCCCGCCCUGCCAGCACAAGCUGCUGUGUGAAAGGCUGGAGGAGCAGCUGCUGAACCUGGACAGCGCUCUGAAGAAGCGAGAGCGUGCCGAGAGGAGGCGGGAGCGGCUCGUGUAUGUGGGGAUCAGCGUGGAGAACAUCAUCCCCGGAGACGAGGAAGACGAAAAGAUGGCCAAGAAGAAAGAUGACAAGAAGAGUAAAAAUUUGGGAAGGAGGUCCACCAGAACCAGGAAGCACAUCAGCUACAGAUUUGACGACUUUGACGACGCCAUCGACGAGGCCAUCGAGGAGGACGUCGGCGACGUAAACACAGGGGGAGGCAUACAGACGGCCGCGUUGUCCGAGCACGCCGCGGCGAGCCGCCGCCGUCCGAUGACGCUCGCCACCCAGAAUAGGAAGCGGCGGCGGCUGAACGACUUGGAGAGCGACAGCACGGCGGCGGAGAGCGAGGACGACUUCACGCUCAGCAACAGUUCUGAGGAGGAAGAAUUCGGAGGCUCGGGGGCCGACGACGAAGAAGACGAGGACGGGGGCAGCUGGGACGGCGAGGCGCGCCCCAAACGGGCGGCGAAAGCUGCGCCCAAACACAAAGCAGGCAGGACCAAACAUAAAGUCGGCAGGCCGCCGGGACGGCGACGGAGACGCUCCUCUGAGGAAGAGGAGGAGGGCAGUGACGAAGACUCGGAUCAGUACAGUGACGUGUCGGAUAAAAAGCGCGGCGGGCUAAGACGGGGCCAGCGGCAGCAGGUCAACUACCGGGAGACUUCGGAGUCAUCGGACAAUUCGCGCUCGUCCGCCAAAAAGAAAGAAGUGAGACCGCGAGGGCGGCCCCGCAAGGAACGCCUCUCCAGCGACUACAGCGACGCGUCGCCUUCCUCGCGAGACUCUGAAGAGGAGGACGAAGACGGAGGCGGUCGCAGGAAGAGGAAGCGAGAGAAGCUUCGCCGACUAAGAGAAGACGAAGACAUCUGCGCUCGCCUCGCCGAAGCCAAGGGGAGGCGACGUGACCGAGAUGAGGAAGAAGAGCGGGAGGGAGAAGACGGCCAGGCGAGAGGGAAACCACGUCGACGGAAACCUUCGGAAGACGACGAGGACGGGGACGAAAGGAGGAAAGUCCGCCGGACGGGUAGAGAGGACGACGACCCGGAGAAGAUGGGCAGAGGGAAGAGGCGGGAGAUGUUGUCCCAGCAGCGCCGCAAGCGCCUGGCUCAGAUGCUGAAGAAGCGAAGACCUUCCACGGACGAAGACGAGGACCGGACCCCAGAGUCGGAGUCCUCCUCCGAGGAGGACCGACCCGUCCGCAAGAGACUCAACCGCAUCGACUCGGACGACGAGGAGCAGGAUGAGGAAGACGAGGAGGCGAAAGACGACAGCGACGGCGGUGGCGAGGGGCUAGGAGGACAAAGGGGGCGCGCCGACUCCGGGGCGGUCGCGCGGGACAAACGCAACGGCCCCUCGCAAACGGAGGAGGAGGAGGAGGAGAACGAGGAGAACGAGGAAGAGGCCCGGUCGGACUCGUUAGACUCUGUCCACGGCAGUGCGUGCUCGUGAUCUGUUCUUCCUUGGUCUGACUUUCGAGACUGCGGGGUCCCAAAGUUUUAGGUCCAGGGGAGACAUUUUUCCAAGGAACCCACCCCACCCCACCCCAAACCCCCAUAAUCACAACGCCAAUUCAACAUCAUGACCCCAAAUUGCCAGAGGAUUUUUAAAAAAGUUGUAAAUUUACAAUAACAAAUUCAUAUUUUUAGAAAAAAAAAAAAAGUGGUAAUGUUAUGAGAAUAAUGUCGUUUUUUUUAAGGGGAAAAAGUCCAUCUUUACAGGAACAAAGAUGUAUUCGGAUUUGAUAAAAAGUGGUCAUCUUACGAGAAUUAAGUCUUAUUUGUCCGAGAUGAAGUCAGAAUCUUCAUUCCAAUGUCAAGGUUCAUCAAAGCGGCGAUUCAAAUCAAGAAAGGAAAUUCAGUGUCCAAUUCCGAAAAAAACAACUUACAACAUAUUUUGAUUUUGUUUUUUUUAUAUUUAUGAUAUGAAAGUGGAAGGAAGAAGAGUGAAUUUAAAAGGUUCACCUUUAUUCUCGUACAUUAUGCCUUUUAUUCUGUAAUAGAAAAAAAAAAAAUAGUACUACUGUACAGCGAAACCCA